Molecule: messenger RNA, 660 nt
Organism: Aspergillus luchuensis
Lineage: Eukaryota; Fungi; Ascomycota; Eurotiomycetes; Eurotiales; Aspergillaceae
Product: putative glutamine-serine rich protein MS8
Exons: 3
Coding region: 1-660 (219 amino acids)
Source: RefSeq, a predicted model, not a curated record
AUGUCGGAUUCAUUCCGCCAGUAUUAUUACGACCAGUACGAUGACCCACAGAACUGCUAUGGCCAGCAAGCUGCUGGAUAUAGUCACGGAGAUACUCCUGGCAAUUAUUCUUCAACGCAAUACCAGCAAGGACAGCGUUCGCAGUACGCAUACAAUCAGGCUCUUCCUACCAAUAACCAUUAUGUGAAUCCAUCCCCAGGCAGCCAUCCUGCACAAGAUCAGCAAAGCUAUACACCUUCCUACGACGCAAGGCAACCAGAUGGACAUCGGCAUGAGCAACCCACGUCCAUGAGAUGCGAGCAAAGCUCAUCUUAUCUACCACAGACUCAGCAUCGGCAAGGCCAGAAUGUGUCUUACUAUCAGACGCAGUCAGAGCCUGUCCCUACUACAGACACAUCCGAAGGUGAAAAGGGGUUUAUCUCGCAUGAAGCCGGCGUCAUCGGCAGGGGCGCUCUAAGUCACAAGCUGGGAGAUGGGAUGCUGGGUGUUGCAGGAGGUGCAUUGGCAGGCGCUGCAGGCAUGAACAUCGCAAGUAAACUACGCAAGAGGCAUAAGAAGAAACACCAUGGCAAGAGUUCCCGUCGUUCAAGCUCCAGUCCCAGCUCAAGCUCCAGUUCCAGCUCAAGCUCGAGUUCAAGUUCCUCUAGUGAUAGCCAUUAG